This is a messenger RNA of Pieris macdunnoughi, 2778 nucleotides long. The record is from the annotation of a GenBank genome assembly. NCBI's taxonomy places the organism in Eukaryota, Metazoa, Arthropoda, Insecta, Lepidoptera, Pieridae.
AUGAUGCUAGAUGGAGGUAAAAUAAAAGAGAUUCAAGUUAAACUUCUUCUAAGUUCACGUUCAGAGAUGCAUAAAGUUAUCGAAGCGGCGCGACAAAGUGUGCCAAUUUUAUCACUAUCUACAGCAGCGCCGGCGCCGAUCGUUGCCCACGUUCCACCAGCCAUAUCCAAAUCCGUCCCAGUCUCAGUACCUACUCCGCCUAUUAUCACCCCGUUCUCUGCAGCUCUAGGCUCCAACCCCCUAGCUAGCUUUGGCAUACCAGGCCUCGGAAAUCCACAAGAAAUACCCCAACCGGCCGUUAUAGAACCCCCUCCACCACUCAUAAGUCCCUCUCACAGCCAAUCCGCUGAUGAUGAGAGGGAGAAGGGGAAAGAUGGAGAUAAACUCGAACGCAAAAAGAAAGACGAAAGGAGACGAUCCAGGUCGCGGACCAGAUCACGCGACCGAGAUAGAAAAGAUCGAAAAAGAGAUCGUAGAGAUCGGUCCAGGUCACGGGAUAGGAGACGUCGCGACCGAAGCCGUAGCAGAGAACGUCGCGAUAGAAAGAGAGAUAGAAAAGAUCGUAGCUAUUCGCGUGAUCGUUCUCCACGACGAUCGCGUGACAAACGUAAUAACGAUAAGAAGUUAUCUCCGCAAUCGUCACAAGAACGGGCAAUGAAUGCUCUCGGUGACGCUAGUCGCUCGCCAUCGCACUAUGCUAACAAGGCUGCGAACAUUAUUGGUAUGACUAAUCCAAUAAUGAAUAACGGACUUCUUGCUAAUCCUAACCCAGUAAAUACUCGCUUCAAUGAUCCGUCUAUGGCUGAAGCGUUGAAUAAGCUGCAGGAAUUGGGAAAGAAAAGAAAUCCUAAUGCAUUCCAGGGAGAACAACAAAAUGGUGGCCCAAAUCAAAGAGGAGGUUUUCGUCGUGAAGGGCGCCGAUUCGAUGGUCCAGAUAGUAAUAAUUGCUGUGUAGUAAUUAAAAAUGCGCCUAAUCAUACAAGUUAUGGCGACGUUCGCCGCUUCUUUCCUUACAUGAUUGAUAAACAUGGUAUUAAAAUGAUAAAUGAUAACACCGGGCGUCGAACAGGUACUAUUUACGUACGUUUUUGUGACCCUCAGUCAAAGCUUGCGGCUUUGCAAAGAAAAACAAAUGAGCUUAAAGGUGCCAAGGUUGUAGUCGAGAACCUAGAGGACGAUGUGUACGAUUCCGCAGUCGACUCGUUCUUGCCCUAUCGGGAUGAUAAUGAUGUUGAAGAAGAUACUAACAUUAAGAAUGAAAUGAUAAACAAAAAUGUCACAUCUUAUAAUGUACUCAAAUUAUCAGAUUUACCGCACUAUGUAAAAGAGCAUGACAUUAUGAAACUGUUUAGUGACUUCUCUUUACUUUCGAUUAUAAUGGACGAUUGUCGUAUAACACGUUCAAAAAUUGCGUAUGCUCAAUUCGUUAAAAGUGAGGAGGCAAGAGCAGCUUACGAGCGCAAAGAUACUUAUGCGUUCGGAAGACGUCAAGCGGCAAUAACACCUUUGACUGAAGAAGAAUAUGAAGAAGUUAAACAUAAAUUCGACAAAAGCAAUGCGCCGUCGUCGAAUAAAACAGAAAUGUCUCUACCUCGAGACCCACGACAACGUCGACAAGAAAAUAAUGGUCCAAUAGCCCCGCCUGCGCCAAUGAUGAUGCAAAAUCAGCCACAUGGACCUGGGUUCUUCCCCAACCCCUCAUUCCCUAAUAACAUGUCCGCCUAUUCAGCUCAGAAUGGAGCUCAAUUUGGUUUUCCUAACCAAGGCGUAGUUGACCCUAGAACCGCAGCGGCAAACUGGGCUUCUCGUCCGCAAUUUCCCAAUCAGAAUACGUCUUUUGGAAAUCAAGGUCCGGCUGUGGUUAAAAACAAUAUGCCUGUUGAAACAGAGGAAGAACCUCUUGACUCGGUUCUCAUGAAGGGUUUGCCGCGCAACGCUACAGAUAGAACUAUUGUUCACUUCCUCUCCGAUACUGGAGCCGUUCCUUCAAGGAUCCACCUGAUGUUGGACACAAAUGGACUCCCGUCCGGUGAUUGUUUUUGUGAAUUUAGAUCGGAACAGGAAGCUAGACAAGCUGUAUCAAAGCAUGGUCACAUGUUAGAAGGUUGCCGAAUUACAGUAGAUUUGGUUAUGAAAAGCGUAGUUGAAGAUGCUUUAGAGGGCCCAAAAGAACCAAAGAACACGCAAGGCUUCAUGGGUAACGGCCCGACGUUCUUUGAAGCUCAACGAGGUGGGUUCGGAGAACCACAUCAUGGUUUCAGAGGUCGCGGUGGCUAUGAGCGUGGAGGUUUUAGAGGUGGCUUUGAUCCUAGCCGUGGUGGUUUUGAUCGCGGGCGGGGAGGAUUCGAUCAAGGACGCGGCGGAUUCGAAGGUCGAGGUGGAUUUGACCGCGGUAGUUACAGAGGUCGCGGAGGCUGGAAUGAGCGGGCGCGAGGCUUUGAAAGAGGCAGAGCCCGCGGGCGGGGCCGCGGAGUUUUCGAAAACGGCCCCCGCCCGACUGAAGAUGAGCCGGACCCAGCGCUUGAGGACUUCGGAGCGCCAGGCUGUGUUGUUUCUAUGGAGAAUGUACCAUUUAGAGCGAGCGUGGAUGAUAUUUUAGCCUUUUUCGGUGAUUUCGAAUUGACACAAGAUGAUGUUAUAAGGCGUUACAACGAGCGGGGCCAGCCCACAGGUGAUGCGCGGGUCGCGUUCCGAACGCCAUUUGACGCACAACGGGCGAUCAAAACGCGACAUAUGAACACUAUAUUUGAAAGACGGGUUAGUCUCACACUGAUGUAG